AUGCCAUCAUUUGAUAAACAACACCAUUGGUCCGAAAGAGACAUUAUGAAGUUACUGGAAUGCAUCAAAAAUAAUGUACCCUCGGACGACUCCCAACCAUUCAGAAAAACCCAGGAAGAUCUAGACUGGGACAAAGUGGCUUUUAAACAUUUUUCGGGAGAAAUGUGCAAGCAAAAGUGGAUGCAGAUUUCUCAUAAUUUGAGGAAGUUCCGCACACUGUCAGAAUUAGUGCUGGAAGCCUCCAAACUUAUUAAAGAACCUCCCAAAAGUAAGACAGUCAAGAAACAUCCCGACUUCCCCAAAAGACCCCUGACUGCCUAUUUGCGCUUUUACAAGGAACAGCGGGCCAAGUACUGUGAGAUGUACCCUAAGUACAACAACCUGCAGCUGACCAAAAUCCUGGCUGAGAAAUACAAUCAGCUGCCAGAAGAGAUCAAGCAGAAAUAUAUUCAGGAAUUCCAGAAGGAUAAACAAGUCUUUCGGGAAAAAGUGAAUAAAUUCAGGGAAAACCACCCUGAUAUAGAGCGUUCUAAGAAGUCUGUGGUGCCCAGGAACAACCAAGCCAAAGUCCGGAAGAAAUCACAAGGAGGUACAGAAAACAUGAAGUCCACUCUUAAAACAGAAUUUCCCAAAACAUUUCCUCCAGUGAUGAAAUUUCAGGGUGAACCCAAGAAACCGCCUAUGAAUGGAUAUCACAAAUUUCAUCAAGAUUCAUGGUCAAGUCUGUGCUAUCUAUCCCUUAGGGAGCGUCAGAUUGAGAUUAGCAGACGAUGGCAGCAAGUCCCAGAGAGCCUGAGAAAGCGUUAUAACAGCCAGGCUGAAGAGCUACAGAAACAAUACUGGGUGGACAUGGACCUCUGGCUCAAGGGAUUGUCAGCAGAGGAAUAUGCUGCAUACAAAGAGGCACAGGCCACCUAUGGUAAGGGCAAGAACUUUGGCAUGUCUAGAGGCACAGGCCCCAAGUGUCCUACAAAAGAUUCCCCAACGACUAUUCCGGGCCACGUUGGUGACUCCCAGGCAUUCACGCAGGAUAUGAUGGAAGAUGGCAAAGAGGAAGACUCCAGCAGCUCCUCAGACUCUAGCAGUACAGAUGAAGAUGAAGAUGAUGGACAUCUUUCUUAG
This is a messenger RNA of Phodopus roborovskii (desert hamster), 1122 nucleotides long. It is a transcript of the gene Ubtfl1, whose product is annotated as upstream binding transcription factor like 1. NCBI's taxonomy places the organism in Eukaryota, Metazoa, Chordata, Mammalia, Rodentia, Cricetidae. The coding region runs from base 1 to 1122 and encodes 373 amino acids. The transcript has a single exon. The record is from RefSeq and is a predicted model, not a curated record.